GAGGCGUGUCCUUGGCUGACCGCGUCAGAGACACAGCAUGAGGGACGGGAGAGGGUCUCCUGGCACCUGCCUCGCAAAAGUGAAGAGGGAGGGCGAGGACCCGGACAAACGACUCUGCAGACUCAGAGGAGCAGAGGAGGGGAGCCCUGCGUCCUGGGCGAUGGCGCCGGCCGUUGGUGAAAGUGGGAAUUUGCAAAAUGAGACCUUAUCACUGGAAAAGAAAAAUGACGUGAGUGAGGUCAGCCUCUCACUUCACAGUGGUGGGAACGUGUUUCCAUAUUUGAAAGAAUCAGGAAGAAAAAACUCCGCUUCCAUAGCGGCUCCGAGCAAGACUGCGGCUCUGCUCCCUGCGCCUGCAGAAGGCCGUUUUGCUGGGCUGGCCUGUGGCGUCACAGAAGCCUCGGUGAGGGACUGGCUGGGAGGGGGGCCCAGAGCCACCGACAGGCACAGAAGACCGUGCCACAAAGGAGAGCCUUGCGGGUCAGGACUGCCAUGCCGUCAAAAACUGUCAGAAGUGGGCAUUUCUGAGGACGAGCCACCAAGCACCUGCCUUGAGGGACAAGGCUCUGUGCUGCAGCCAGCUUGCCUGCGUCCUGUCCUGUCUGCAGUGCUGCAUGCAUGCCCCGCAGUGCUCCCGGAUGACGAGACCGGCUGUGCGCCCCCUGGCCGUUCAGAGCCCAUGUUCUCAGAGCAGACGGUAGAAUACAAGGAAAUGCUUCCACGUGUGAAAAGUACCGCAGACGAUCUGCAGAUGACGCUGGUGUUACUGGCUGUACAAGCUUUGAAGGCAAAGCCGUUAUGCCAUAGUUAAGGUGCAAGCUGAACAAUAAACGUAGCAAGAUUACUUUUAAACGUUGUCUUAGAAUGAUUUCUUUGCGAUAAGUCUGGAUGCAGACAGUGCAGCCGUGAAGUUCCUGGUUUUUAUGACCAGAUAAAAUAAGUGAAAUUUAAACUUGUGGGAAGCUGGUUGAUGCAGAAGAAAAUUUUUAAACACGAUCUAAAAUUGUGCUUGAAAGACAUUCAGGAUUGGGAAACCAUUUCAAGGAGAACAUUGACAUAUCCUAUAUAAACAUCAGAUUAGAACAUCAAGAUUUAACAUAAAGUCGUUUAUAUGCCUUCACCCAUUCUAAAGGGCUGCUGUCCCAGAUACUGUCCCCCCCUCAUCCCCUUGCUUGUCUCUGCUCAUCUCAUGUAGGUGGGUAUUUGUAAAAGUCAGCCCAGCCCCUCUGUACUUGCCCUGAGCCUUGCUGAGUUGAUGGUGAGUUGCUACCAUUUCUGCACUUUGUAGAAUAAUUUUGGUUUGCAUCAAAAUUUUACUUCUUUUCUCAAAUCCCUUUCCUUCCACUUGAAACACAAGUCUACUGGAGGCCCUAUGGUGAGGGUUGCAAUACAAAACUUCUUUAGAAUAAACCUUUCUCAAACUAGGAACGCCAGCGGUGUUCCCUGAAGUGGAAGGGAGUGAGAGACUGCAGUAGCUCGUCGCAGAGGCGAAUGGAAUAUUUCCCUUGUAGACAGUCCCAGUUUCUAGGAGCUGAGAUUUCUCAUAUUAAGAUUUUUCUGAGAUAACUCCUUUUGUCGUUUGUUGACAACUUUGAUAAAGGUCAAUUUAAGAGGGUGAGUUUUUAAAGAGUCCCAAAGUAAGACAACCAUUUUAGGGAUUAUGGAUUGCAUAUAUCAGUUUAUACUGUGUGCUGCUUUAGUAUUUUGGGAAAAUGAAAAAUAAAAUUUCUUUAGCAAAAUAAAUGUCUUAUUUUAUGUGUG
Molecule: messenger RNA, 1761 nt
Organism: Pteropus alecto (black flying fox)
Lineage: Eukaryota; Metazoa; Chordata; Mammalia; Chiroptera; Pteropodidae
Gene: FAM220A
Product: family with sequence similarity 220 member A
Exons: 1
Coding region: 38-811 (257 amino acids)
Biological process (GO): protein dephosphorylation; negative regulation of transcription by RNA polymerase II
Cellular component (GO): nucleus
Molecular function (GO): STAT family protein binding
Source: RefSeq, a predicted model, not a curated record